This is a messenger RNA of Papaver somniferum (opium poppy), 461 nucleotides long. RefSeq names its product cysteine-rich and transmembrane domain-containing protein WIH1-like. Lineage: Eukaryota; Viridiplantae; Streptophyta; Magnoliopsida; Ranunculales; Papaveraceae. Bases 125 to 391 code for a protein of 88 amino acids. The record is from RefSeq and is a predicted model, not a curated record. The transcript is spliced from 3 exons.
GCUUUUCUUCAAACCUCCUCACUUUUGCUACACAAUAUAUGCACCCUUCACCUCAAUUUGCUUCAUCAUCAACUAAUAUUCCUCAAUCUACUAUCUUGUUCUUCUGUUACUACUUUUUAAGAUUAUGGCUCAACCUCAAGCUGCAUAUCCUCCUCAGUGGUGCCCACCAGUAAGAGACUGGUCACCACCCCGUGCGUAUGUCGCACCACCUCCUCCCGGAAAUCCAGGUUCUGAGUAUGCUCAAGCUUCCAGAGCUACCGCUGACAGAGGUUUUACAAGGGAAAAAAGAAGACGAAAAGAAAAAGAUGGAUUCUGGGCAGGAUGUUGUGCUGCUAUUUGCUGUUGUUCUGUGUUGGAUGCUUGCGACGUUUGUUGUUGUCAUAUGGGGUAGUUUUCCUUAGAAGUUAAAUAUGUAACUUCUCUUCUCCGUGUAUAUGGUUUGCGAUUAAUGAAUGAAAGAG